Miscanthus lutarioriparius is the source of this 1914-nucleotide messenger RNA. The record is from the annotation of a GenBank genome assembly. Lineage: Eukaryota; Viridiplantae; Streptophyta; Magnoliopsida; Poales; Poaceae.
AUGUCGAGCCGGACGUGCCCGCCUUGGUUGAAGAAGCUGAAGCGGAUUAUUGGACGGCGCCUCCGCUCGGGAAGUCUCAUCCCUGAGGCCGCGAGCCUACUCUGCGACGAGGUGCUCCCAUCGAUCCAAAGGCAUUCCCCGCCGCCGGCCGUUUCGGCAGCGGUGGACGUGUGGAGGGCCGACCGCCGCCCUUCCUGGGAGCUGGAGCAGUUCAUCGGGAAGUGUUACCGAUCGGGGGACCUCGGCCCCGAGGACGCACUCGAUCUAUUCGACGAAUUGCCUCCUCAAGCGAGGCCCGGCUCCGUUUAUGCCCUCACCCAGCUCCUCACCGUCGUCGCUCGCGCCUCGGUCUCCUCCACCCUGCGCGACGGCCCUGCUCUCGCCGUGUCCCUGUUCAACCGCAUGGUCAAGAAGGUGGCUCCAGACAUAGCUACCUACAACAUCCUCAUCAGUUGCUGCUGCGGUGCAGGAUGCUUGAAUCUCGGCUUCACCACAUUGGGCCAAAUCAUUAAGACGGGAUUGAGGCCACAAGCCAUGACCUUCACGCCCCUGCUCAGGACCCUCUGUGCUGAGAAGAGGACGAGUGAUGCGGUGAAUAUUGUGGUCAGGCGGAUGCCUGAGCUCGGCUGCACCCCCGAUGUCUUCUCCUACACCACACUACUCAAAGGGCUAUGUGCUGAGAAGAAAUGUGAAGAGGCUGUCGAGCUGAUCCACAUGAUGGCUGAAGAUGGAGACAACUGCCCACCUGAUGUGGUGUCCUAUAACACUGUAAUCGAUGGCUUCUUUAAAGAGGGUGAGAUACGGAAAGCUUACACCCUGUUUCAUGAAAUGCUUGAUCAUGGGAUCCCGCCAAAUGUUGUGACCUGCACUUCAAUCAUUGAUGGCCUAUGCAAGGUUAAAGCAAUGGACAAGGCUGAGGAGGUCCUUCGGCAGAUGAUUGACGAACAUAUUAUGCCUAAUUGUACUACAUAUAACAGUCUGAUCCAUGGAUACCUCUCUCUUGGACAGUGGAAAGAGGCAGUCAGAAUUCACAAAGAAAUGUCUAGAGAUGGGCAACGGCCAGAUGUUGUUACUUACAAUAUGCUGAUAGACUGUCUCUGUAAAUCUGGAUGGUGCGCAGAAGCUAGAGAUAUCUUUAAUUCUAUAAUUCAGAGCGGUGAAAAACCCAAUGUUUCCACCUAUAGAAGUCUGCUUCAUGGGUAUGCUACCGAAGGCAAUCUUGUUGAAAUGAACAAUGUCAAAGAUUUGAUGGUACAAAAUGGAAUGCGACUUGACCUUCAUGUCUUCAACAUACAGUUGUAUGCAUACUGUAAAUGUGGAAGGCUAGAUGAUGCAAUCCUUACAUUUAACAAAAUGCAGCAGCUCGGAUUGAUGCCAGACAUAAUGAUUCAUGAUGGAUUGUCUGCCAAUAUCAUAACAUUUAGAAUCCUAAUUCAUGGUUUUUCUAUGUACGGCAAAUGGGAGAAGGCUGAGGAACUAUUUUAUGAGAUGAUGGAUAGAGGCAUUCCUCCUGAUGUCAAUGUGUUCAAUGCAAUGAUAGACAAGCUAUUCAAAGAAGGAAAGGUUACAGAGGCCCAAAAACUCUUUGAUUUGAUGCCCCUUGCAGGUGUGAAACCUGAUAUUGUUACCUAUAGUACAAUGAUUCAUGGGUAUUUCUUAGCUGGUGAAGUGGACGAAGUGAUGAAGCUCCUUGAUGAUAUGCUCUCGAUUGGCUUGAAACCCACUGCUGUUACCUUUAAUACUUUACUUGAUGGCAUGGUCUCUAUGGGAUUGAAACCUGAUGUUGUUACCUGUAAGACUUUGUUUGAUAGCUGCUGUGAAGACGGUAGGAUAGAGGAUGUAUUAACUAUGUUCAGAGAAAUGUUGAGCAAGGCAGAUAAGACUGAUACUAUAACGGAAAAUAUAAUUUCGUGA